Messenger RNA from Vicugna pacos (alpaca), 2155 nucleotides. RefSeq names its product translocase of inner mitochondrial membrane 10B (gene TIMM10B). NCBI's taxonomy places the organism in Eukaryota, Metazoa, Chordata, Mammalia, Artiodactyla, Camelidae. The record is from RefSeq and is a predicted model, not a curated record.
GUCACUUCCGGGGCGUUACCUAGAAGUUGUAACGGAAGUGACGUAGGGCACGCGCCCUUGGCGCGAUGGAGCAGCAGCAGCAGCAGCAACAGCAGUUGAGAAACCUGCGGGACUUCCUGUUGGUCUACAAUCGGAUGACGGAACUCUGCUUCCAGCGCUGCGUGCCCAGCCUGCACCACCGAGCUCUGGAUGCUGAGGAGGAGGCCUGUCUGCACAGCUGUGCUGGGAAGCUGAUCCAUUCCAACCACCGCCUCAUGGCCGCUUACGUGCAGCUCAUGCCUGCCCUGGUACAGCGCCGCAUCGCCGACUACGAGGCUGCCUCAGCUGUGCCAGGUGCUGCUGCUGAACAGUCCGAAACCUCGCCAUCAGGCAGCUAGCCCUGCCCAACCCCAGGAAGGGAGGCACUGGAUGGACCCUCAGAUUGAAGGAACCAGUGGACCUUGGGCUAGGUGCAGCCUGGGUAUAGAAAGUGAGGGGUUGCCUGAGAGCUGGGUACUGUUGCUCCUUUUCCUGGAGCUAAUAAACCCGCUUUUACUCUGUUUGGUUUAUAUAAUGGGCAGGGAAGCUUUGCCCACUUUAUUGGCACCAUUCUUUUUAUUCUGUCAGUGCUUCAGCCCUGGCAGCAGAGAAAUUGCCUUCUAUGUGUAGAAAGUAAACCUCAACAUUCCCAAACACCUGCUUAAAGUAAGGUCCUGUGGCAGUAGCAACAGGAAGUUGGUUCCUGCCCAGAUGACAGAGAAAAUGGGAGCUCUGCCCAUCUAGCUGACCUUAACUUAAAUCUAUCUGACUUAAAUGGCUCACUUAAGAGAUAUCUAGGAACAACAAAUUAGGAAACUACAGGCCUUUUAGGCACUACCUCCUGGGAAGUCAGUAGCCUCAGACAGAGCUAAAACCUGUAAGAAUUCUGGAGUGUUCUGGAACUUCAACUAUUUCCCUGAGUUGUUACUUUCUUACUCUUUUCUGUCUUCCAGGAUAAGCAGUAAAACCUUUUAUCAAAGAAGGUAUGUGUGCUUGUUUUCAGGAGCAGUCAGAAAGGGGAAAACUUGGGGAACUGUAUUCUGCAACACAGACUUGAGGGAGAGAAACCCAAGGGAGAAGUAGAUGGUGGUGGUUAUGGGGAAAAAAGGAGGAAAGCAAAAUCUUAAAGACUUAUUGACUGUUACCUUAAUGUCUGCUACUUGUCUAUAAUCUCCUAAUUCUAGCUCUUCCUCCCCCUGCCGCCUAUUGUUCCCACUGUGCUUCUUCUGUGAUUUCUCAUUCCACCCUCUCUGUUCUUUCCUCAUAAUCGCCCUUCCCGUUGUUGAAUUUACUUCUGUAUUCAGCAGUCUGAAUGGCCUAUCACACCAUCACCGAAUUUUCUUUCCACUCUUGCAUCCUUUUUGUAUCAUCCCAGCUGUUUUAACUUUGCUGCUCUUCCAUUCACACUGUUAGAGAAAAACAGCUGUAUAUUGAAUGCCACUAAAUAUAUUGAAUGCCACUAAGAUCUCUAGCUGCAACCAAGCCCUUACUACCAUUAAGCAACCCUUUGUGGGUUCCUGGUCUAUUUGCUCUCUUAGUCACCACAGUAGUUAUUUUAUACCUUCACUGCUGCUCUCCCUAAUCCCCCACCUCACCCUCAGCUCUUCCCCAUCAGGUGACCAUGUUUCAUUUUUUAAAUGGAAAUGGAAGCUCUUAGACAUUGGCUCCCAUAAUAGUAACUAAAAAACAAAAACAGAAACUUAAGAACUACCCAGAGAGCAGAUGUUUUUCCCCCCCUGGGCAGAUCAGGAAGUUGAAAUUCUCUAGUAGCAGACCCUGUCUGAAAAUGCAGAUCUGACUUUAAAAUCCAUGUUUCCUUUACUAUACCAGGUUUGCCUUUCAAAAUAUCUAUUGAGCACCCACUUUGUGUGGGUUCUGAUGCUGGUAUUACCCAAUAUAACAGAUGAGGAAACAAGAAUUCAGUUGUACCAGGAGAGCCCACCUUAUAUACAGUUACCUAUUGAGGGAGGUGGAAUAAAGUCCUCUCCUUGGAAGAUACAAACGCAGGUAAAAGAGCUGGUGAACUGAAUUCUCAGUGACAGGGAUGGGGACCUGGGAUAUUGCACUGCUGGUGGGAGGAUUCUUCCACGUUAACAUUUGUGUUUAUAUCCUUGCAAUAAACUUCCAUUGUGAAUUA